Eurytemora carolleeae is the source of this 1170-nucleotide messenger RNA. RefSeq names its product trimeric intracellular cation channel type 1B.1. The transcript has 10 exons. Gene Ontology annotation, biological process: potassium ion transmembrane transport. The record is from RefSeq and is a predicted model, not a curated record. Gene Ontology annotation, cellular component: membrane. Lineage: Eukaryota; Metazoa; Arthropoda; Copepoda; Calanoida; Temoridae. Bases 145 to 978 code for a protein of 277 amino acids. Gene Ontology annotation, molecular function: potassium channel activity; identical protein binding.
CUAGACAACUUCGUCAAUAUUGGAACAUCCCUAGUUUGUGCCUAGGCUUUAUUUAGCUUCUUACCUGGCGUGUUGUACAGGAUAGAGUGAUAUCUUAGGGUUUACUUGUGUAUAAGGAGGAGAGGAGGGUUUAUAGUAUACAUCAUGGACCCAGAGUCAUUUCUAGACCUGGCUAACCAGGUAACGAAGCUGAAGAUGUAUCCUUACUUUGACCUGGCGCACGCUGCUCUCUGCUGCUUAGCGGUCAAAGAAGACCUUUCUGUAGGAUCUCAGCCCUUUUCCAGGAAACAUCCCUUAUCUUUAUGGGCCAGCAGUAUGCUAGUUAUUUUUUCCGGUGGUAUCCUAGCAAACCUGCUCCUAGGAGAACCAGUUCUUGCUCCGCUUAAAGCAAACAACCAACUUCUACUUUCCACAGUUGUUUGGUAUUUAGUUUUCUAUUCUCCUUUUGAUGUUGGUUUCAAGUUUUUCAAGUUUCUGCCGGUUAAAAUAGUCUGCUCUGCACUCAAGGAGGUGUAUAGGGCUAAGAAGGUUCAUGAUGGAGUUACACACGCUGCUAAACUGUUCCCUAACGCCUACGUGAUUAUGAUUGCUGUUGGAGCUAUCAAGGGGAACGGAGCUGGUUUUAUCAAGGUUGGAGAAAGGUUGUUUAGAGGUGUCUGGACUCCUACUGCCAUGGAGUUCCUUGUUCCUAAUUUUUCUACCAAAGCCUCAAUGCUCGCUGCGCUCGUGUUUGUUGUUGACAAGAAGACGGAUUUAAUCUCAGCUCCUCAUGCUCUCGUUUAUUUCGGAAUUGUUCUGUUUUUCGUUUAUUUCAAGUUGUCCUCCCUUCUACUGGGAAUCACUGAUCCCUUUGUUCCAUUUGAAAACCUGUUCUGCGCUGUCUUCAUGGGAGGACUAUUCGAUGUUAUUCAGGAAACAUUCUAUGGUAAGCCCAAGACCGAAGAAAACGGCGAGGUUGCUAAGCCCAAAGCUGAAUAAAGAAACCCCAGUCCUAAAUCCAAAAUGUGUGUCUGUGAAAAUUAAAAAGAGACGUUUGAGUUUUUGAAAUGGUGCAAAGGACUACGCACAAGUUUUUCUUUUCAUUUUUCAAGAAUUGCAAUCUCUCUCUUUAUGGAGGAAACAAAGAUUAGAUGUUUGUAAAUAUUUGUGAAUAAAUUUAUUAAAAAAAUA